Molecule: messenger RNA, 1092 nt
Organism: Girardinichthys multiradiatus
Lineage: Eukaryota; Metazoa; Chordata; Actinopteri; Cyprinodontiformes; Goodeidae
Product: hatching enzyme 1.2-like
Exons: 9
Coding region: 55-882 (275 amino acids)
Biological process (GO): proteolysis
Molecular function (GO): zinc ion binding; metalloendopeptidase activity
Source: RefSeq, a predicted model, not a curated record
CAAACAUCUUAUUAGAUUUUCAGCCCUGAAGUGAAACUACGCUGGACCAGCAUCAUGACUCCAGCUUUUCUUUUCCUCCUCUUCCUUUCAGUGAUGGAUGUCUGUCUGAGUGCACCAGCCGAAGUUAAAAAUCUAACUGAUGAGUUCACAGACAGCGUCCCAAGACCCAAACUUGACAUAAAAAUUCCUGUGCUGCAUGGAGACAUUGCUGUACCAGAUACCUUUUUCAAGAAUGCACACCAAUGUACCGCCAGAGGCUGCAAGUGGCCCAAAUCCGGACUUUACGUCUACGUGCCGUAUUACAUCUCACCGUACUUCUCUAGAAAACAGCAGAGCAUCAUCCUUAGAGGGCUGCAGAGCUUCCACCAGACCACCUGCAUUCGUUUUAUCCCCUGGGAUUCUGGUGUUCGAGAUUACAUCUUUUUCUUUUCUCAGCCAAACUCUGGGUGUUGGUCCUACCUGGGUCGCCAAAAGGGAAAACAGUACAUCUCCCUUGAGAAAAAAGGAUGUGUAAACUACUCUACUGUGCAGCAUGAGAUUCUUCACGCUCUGGGCUUCAACCAUGAGCAGGUCCGCUCAGACAGAGACAAAUACGUCCGGAUUCUCUUCGACAACAUUCAGCAAAAACAGCAGUACAAUUUCAGAAAGGUGCCGACAAACAACUUGGGAACUCCCUACGACUUUAACUCUGUCAUGCAUUACCACAAAUAUGCCUUCUCCAGAAACGGGUUACCAACCAUCGAAGCAAAAUCAGAUCCUAACCUCAAGUUUGGAAACGCCCAGGAAAUGAGCGCCAAUGACAUUGCUCGCAUCAACAGGCUUUACAGAUGCAAUACCUCAUCGCGACUGCAGUACGCCAAGCAUGCAGAUGCACAGCACUGAAAGACAUCGUCUCGAAGCACCUGUGUCUGCAAACCUUCAAGUCAGAAGAUCAGUCAGUGUUUUAACGCUCAGAUUUUUGUGAAGGUAAACUGUAUACUUUACAGGUUUGAAAUUUCUGUUUUGAAAAACUGACCUGUGAAUAUUAUAACCAGAACAAAAACUGCAAAAUGGCUUUCUUAUGUUUUACAAUUGAAGAAUAAAAUGCUGUAU